This is a messenger RNA of Ochotona princeps (American pika), 3366 nucleotides long. It is a transcript of the gene SMCR8, whose product is annotated as SMCR8-C9orf72 complex subunit. Lineage: Eukaryota; Metazoa; Chordata; Mammalia; Lagomorpha; Ochotonidae. The transcript has 2 exons. Gene Ontology annotation, molecular function: GTPase activator activity. The coding region runs from base 434 to 3301 and encodes 955 amino acids. The record is from RefSeq and is a predicted model, not a curated record. Gene Ontology annotation, cellular component: guanyl-nucleotide exchange factor complex.
UGUGACGCCAAGAUGGCGGCGCCGCGGUAGCUGUCUUGGAGUUGCGGCGCGUCCGGAGAGCCGCGGCGGUUUCUGCGCUCGGAGCGUGGGGCCCACGACGCCUGCCUUGUGCCCGCUGCGGCCCGGAGCCCGCGUUAGGCACUCGUUUCGGCAGGGGCGAGGGCCGAGGGGGCUGGCUUCGGAGGAGGAGUGCGCGUGACCUCACUGCAGGUGCCUUGCGCUCGCCGGAGGAGGCGGAGGAGGCGGAGGAGGCGGGCAGCCGGCCUCCCUGGUCCUGGGAGGGUGUUCCACGAGGGCUCCGGGGCAGCUGCACCUUCGAGGGGCCUUCUGAGGGAGCUGUGGCCCUGCUAGCCUUCCAGGAGCCUGCGGAGGCUUUGGCUUCGGCGUGUCGUUUUAACUCCCUCUCCAUGUGCUCCCCAUCCACUUGGAAAAUAUGAUCAGCGCCCCUGACGUGGUGGCCUACACCAAAGAGGACGGGUACGAGGAAGAGCCUUACCAUGAGCCGGCCCUGCCCGAGGAGUACUCCGUGCCGCUGUAUCCCUUUGCCAGCCAGGAAGCCCACCCCUGGUCCAAGCUGUCCGGGGCCAAGUUCUCUAGGGACUUCAUCCUGAUUUCUGAAUUCUCGGAGCAGGUGGGCCCCCAGCCCUUGCUGACCAUCCCCAAUGACGCCAGGGUCUUUGGCACUUUCGAUCUUAAUUACUUCUCGCUGCGCAUCAUGUCUGUGGACUACCAGGCUUCCUUCGUGGGCCACCCUCCUGGCUCCGCCUACCCCAAGCUCAACUUCGUGGAGGACUCCAAGGUGGUGCUGGGGGACUCCAAGGAGGGAGCCUUCGCCUACGUGCACCACCUCACCCUGUAUGACCUGGAGGCCCGCGGCUUCGUGAGGCCCUUCUGCAUGGCUUACAUCUCUGCCGACCAGCACAAGAUCAUGCAGCAGUUCCAGGAGCUGUCUGCCGAAUUUUCCAGAGCCUCCGAGUGCCUGAAGACGGGCAACAGGAAGGCCUUUGCCGCGGAGCUCGAGAAGAAGCUGAAGGACUUGGACUACACGCGCACGGUGCUGCACACGGAGACAGAGAUCCAGAAGAAGGCCAACGACAGAGGCUUUUACUCAUCUCAGGCCAUCGAGAAGGCCAACGAGCUGGCCAGCGUGGAGAAGUCCAUAAUUGAGCACCAGGACCUGCUGCGGCAGAUCCGCUCCUACCCUCACCGCAAGCUGAAGGGGACUGGGGCGAGCGCUCCGGGUGAGGCGGAGCGUGGCCAGGAUGAGGCUGAGCAGCCUGCCACCACUGCUCCUCACUCCCACGUCGAUGCCGACACCGACACCCAGCCGGCGGCCGACCCAGAACUGUAUGCCUGUAGACCCGCCUACACCCCGAAGCUCAUCAAGGCCAAGUCCACCAAGUGUUUUGACAAGAAGCUGAAGACGCUGGAGGAGCUGUGUGACACUGAGUACUUCACCCAGACCCUGGCUCAGCUCAGCCACAUCGAGCACAUGUUCCGGGGCGACCUGUGCUACCUGCUGACCAACCAGAUCGACAGAGCACUUCUCCGGCAGCAGCACGUGACCAGCUUCCUCUUUGAGGACUUGGUGGAGGUUUCUGACAAGGUGCUGGAAAAGCAGGAGAGCCUGCCCUCUCAGACCAGUCAAGACCGGCCGCCUGCCCGGGUUCCGGAAGAAUGCCGCGUGCCCCAAGUGUUGGUCAGCGCCAGCUCCUACAAGUCUAGCGUGGAGGCGGUGCCCAUCAGGAUGGAGCAGGACCUGGGAGACGAGGAGGACAAGGAGGCCGAGGCGCCGGAAUCGGGCAGCUUCGACCGGCAGGAGCACCUGGACUACCUGGACAUGGACAUGAAGGGCAGCAUUAGCAGCGGGGAGAGCAUCGAGGUGCUGGGCACCGAGAGGUCCGCCUGCCUGCUCUCCAAAUCCGACAGCCAGGCCAGCCUCACGGUGCCGCUGAGCCCCCAGGUGGUCCGCAGCAAAGCCGUCAGCCACCGGACCAUUAGCGAGGACAGCAUUGAGGUGCUGGGCACCUGCCCCUCGGAAGCCCUCAUCCCAGAUGACUUCAAGGCCAGCUACCCAAGUGCCAUUAAUGAGGAAGAAGCCUGUGCGGACGGCGAGGGAGCCAUCCACUUCCAGGCAGGCCCCAGCCCAUCGGAGCUGGCUGAGGCUGGGGAGGAGGAGGACGAGGAGGGUGUGGGGGGCGGUUUGGACCAGACCCCAUCUCACAUAGAUGCGUCCUGCUGUAUCGGAAAGGAGAGCAGUGCUCAGCUGCCGCCCCUCCCCACUGUGGCUCAGGCGCUCUCCGAUGAGGACAGGGUGGUGAGUGUCUGCCCGCAGCGACUGCAGCACACGGAGCAGGCAUGUCACAUGGACCUGGCCACGGAGAACGCCAGCCCAUCCCCCCGAGACAACAGCUCUGAAGGAUUUCCUGUGUACGAGCUGGACCCAAACCACCUGCUGGCCAGCCGGGACACCAGUAAGAACAGCCUGGACAGCUGCUCGGACACCCACAGCUACGUGGGCAGCAUCACCUCCACCAGCUCUGACAGGACCCCCACCUCUGCUCAGCCCCCUGGCCUGUCUUCCGAGAGGCAUAAAAAGAAGGCUGGUCAGAAUGCCUUAAAGUUCAUCCGCCAGUACCCCUUUGCCCACCCAGCCAUCUACUCCCUGCUCAGCGGGAGGACACUGGUGGUCCUCGGGGAGGACGAGGCCAUUGUCAGGAAGCUAGUGACGGCGCUGUCCAUCUUCGUCCCCAACUACAGCCGCCACGCCAAGCCUGUGAAGCACUGGGUCGCUCCACCUCUGCACAUCACAGAUUUUCAGAAGUGGAAGCUCAUUGGCUUGCAGAGGCUGGCCUCUCCCGCUGGUGCUGGAACCCUGCACGCCCUGAGCCGCUACAGCCGCUACACGAGCAUCCUGGACCUGGACAACAAAACCCUGCGCUGCCCACUCUACAGAGGCACCCUGGUGCCCCGCCUAGCUGACCACCGCACACAGAUCAAGCGGGGCAGCACCUACGCCCUGCACGUCCAGAGCGUGCUCACGCAGCUCUGUGCCAAGGCCUUCCUCUACACCUUCUGCCAUCACCUGCACUUGCCCGCCCACGACCAGGAGACAGAGGAGCUGGUCGCCAGCCGCCGGGCCAACUUCCUGAGGCUGAACCUGGGCCUGGUGAAUGAAGACGUCAGGGUGGUCCAGUACCUGGCCGAGCUGCUGCGGCUGCACUACCUGCAGGAGGGCCGCGGGAACAGUACCCCCAUGCUCAGGUCCGACUACGUCCCCAGUUUCCUUUACAAAAUCUGAGGAGGCACCCAGCUGACCAAGCCUCUGUGACUGGGGAGGGGAGGCGAGGACUGGCCUGAACUGAA